GAGAGAGAGAGGAGACAGACAGAGAGGAGAGACAGAGAGAGAGACAGACAGACAGACAGAGAGGGCAAGAGACAGAGACAUACAACAUCUAAACAUCAAGGACGCACAUCCUGCUUUUUGUCAGAUCCGUUGCAAGUGUCAACAAGAAAGAUUCCCGAAAAACAUCGAAAUUUUUUGUGUUGUUUAUUCGGUUUGUUGUGAGCCGGAGGCGAGCAGAGUGUUUGUUUGACUCGGGGUGCCAGCGAUAAGUAGUGACGAGUGGACGCCAAUUGUCAACCACAAGGUCAGAUCUCCCAGCGGUACGGCGGGCUCCCGGGGGCCCUCCACAUGCUGCAGCUGGAGAAGGGCCGAGCCGGCCUGGGCCUCAGCCUGGCGGGGAACAGGGACCGCGCCCGCCGCAGCGUCUUCGUGGUGGGCAUCGACCCCCAGGGGGCGGUGGGGCGCGACGGACGCAUGGCGGUGGGGGACGAGCUGCUGGAGAUCAAUGGGCAGAAGCUUCACGGCCACAGCCACCAGAACGCGUCUUCCAUCAUCAAGAGCUCACCUUCUAAAGUCAAGAUCAUUUUCGUCAGGAACACCGGGGCCCUGGGCCAGAUGGCCGUGGGGCCGGUGGGAGCGGGCCUAGAGGAGGAGUGCCCCCAGGAGCAGCCCCCCGUAGAGUUUGAAUCGAGCUCCCCGUGUGAGGCUGAGAGAGAUGAGGCCGACAAGGAGGAACACGACCCACACCAUAUCGUACAACACAAGGACGACGGCGAGCUAGGCAUCACCUUCCUGGACGGGGACACCUCGCAGGGGGUGGAGGUUCAGAGCAUAUCGGAGAUGCAGGGACACACGGCGAAGGAGGGUUGCAUGAAACCGGGGGAUAAACUGUUGACAGUGAACGGUGAAUCUGUGCUGGGCUACUCCCUAGAGAAGAUCUACUCACUGCUGAGGAACACCACGGGGCCGGCCAAGAUAACCUUCUGCUCGGACAAGAGCCUUCCUCCCUGCACCACCUCCUCGUCCUCUUCCUCGUCCUCCCUCUGCCCAACGGUGGACGCCGUGGUCAGCAGCCAGAGCCAGGGGGCGUCCAUCGACGCGGGCCUCACCAGCUCUCCCAGCAUGCCUUGCAGCAGCUUGGACUCCAUCGACCAGGCGGAACCGGAACUCGUCAGCAGUCCGAGUCGCCCUUUGACCCCGAGCACCCUGACCUCUGACCCCUCGACCUGCCCCAUUAUCCCCGGCUGUGAGACCACCAUCGACAUCUCCAAGGGCCGGACGGGCCUCGGUCUCAGCAUCGUCGGGGGCAUCGAUACCCUGCUGGGGGCCAUCAUUAUCCACGAGGUUUACGAGGAGGGGGCGGCCUCCAAGGACGGCCGGCUGUGGGCAGGAGACCAGAUACUGGAGGUGAACGACAUGGACCUGCGGGCGGCCAGCCACGACCAGGCCAUCAGCGUGCUGCGCCAGACCCCCCAGCAGGUGAGGCUGCGGGUGUACCGGGACGAGGCCCAGUUCAAGGAGGAGGACCUGUGGGACACCUUCACCGUGGAGCUCCUGAAGAGCCCCGGCCAGGGCCUGGGCCUCAGCAUCGUGGGAAGAAGGAGUGACACGGGCGUGUUCGUGUCGGACAUCGUCAGCGGGGGCCUGGUGGACAGCGAUGGCCGUCUGAUGCAGGGCGACCAGAUCCUGUCCGUCAACGGCGAGGACGUGAGGUCCUCCACCCAGGAAGGGGUGGCGGCCAUUCUGAAGUGCUGCGUGGGGCCCAUCGUCGUGGAGGUGGGCCGGUUCAAAGCGGGGCCCUUCCACUCCGAGAGGAGGCUGUCCCAGGGCAGCGGCCCCGUGGGGCUGGCCUCCUCGCCCAGCGACCCGGGGAGCCAUGGCGACAUGGAUAAACACGGCCGGAGUCAGGAAUCUCUGGACCAGCAGGAGGUCCGGGACGUGCAGUUCACCAAAGGGCCCUCCGACUCACUGGGCAUCAGCAUCGCGGGGGGCCUGGGCAGCCCCUUGGGGGAUGUUCCCAUCUUCAUCGCCAUGAUGAACCCGGGGGGGCUCGCCGCCCAGACCCAGCAGCUCAAGACGGGCGACCGGAUCGUGAGCAUCUGUGGAACGCCAGCGGACGGCAUGACCCACACACGGGCCGUGGCUCUGCUGAAGAGCGCCACGGGCACCAUCGAGCUGCAGGUGGUGUCCGGUGGUGACACCACAGUGACGGGCCCACCAGAGGCCCAGGCGUUGGAGGCUCUCACACCCAGCUGCAUCUUCCAGGACGACCUCAGCCCCCCGCAGUACAAGUCCAUCACCCUGGACCGGGGACCCGACGGCCUGGGCUUCAGCAUCGUGGGGGGCUACGGCAGCCCCCACGGAGACCUGCCCAUCUACGUGAAGACCGUCUUCGGAAAGGGCGCGGCGGCGGAGGACGGGCGCCUGAAGCGCGGGGACCAGAUCAUGGCGGUGAACGGCGUGACGCUGGAGGGCGUGACCCACGAGGAGGCCGUGGGCAUCCUGAAGAAGACCAAGGGCACCGUCACCCUCACCGUGUUGUCGUAGAAACCGUCCCCGUCCCCGUAGCAACACCCGUGGACCACCACAACAGAUGAACUCCUGGCGUAUCAUUAAAUGUAUGCAUAUUAAACCCACUGACCAUUGUGCACACACACACACACACACACACACACACACACACACACACACACACACACACACACACACACACACACACACACACACACACACACACACACACACACCCUUGUUGUAGCUUUAUUUUAUACAAUACUUAAAACUAUGAAUCUCAUUUUCGGGAACGCCCACACACAGUCGUAGCCUAGCGUAGCUGAACCACACGGCGUCCGCGAAUACUUAAUAUCCGAGUUAAACCGGAUACACUCGUUCAUACACACUCUGGGGACGGACUGGAGGGCAAUAAUUACGUGGGGUGUUUGGUAAUAAAACACUAAAAUGACAUGGGGCUGCUUUGCGUUGAAGAUAACGGUUAUAAAACCGCAAUAUAAAAACCUUGGUUGUACCAAUUGAGUUGCUUUGAAUAUAAAAGAUGAAUUGAGAAGUAUUUAAACACUUGAGAGUCAAUUAGUGAUCAUCUGUGUUAUUAUUAUUUCACUGUAUCACUGUUCUGUCCUGGGGUGUGCGUAGCCACUGUUAAUACAUGUAUAAACUGUUUGAUUCUAACUCAAUGGUAGAUGCUGCUAAAACUGCUGUUUAAAAUGGGAUCCGAUUCACAAAGUCGCCGCGUGGGGGGAGUGAUCCCACCUCAUCCACUGAAAUCUAGCGCUGCUAAAGCAACCUUUACACGACAGUAUUCUGUAAAUACCUGAAGACCCGUGAGCGCGUGAGCCUGGGCUGAAUCAUAUCCAAGAGCACAUUUAUCCAGUAUCCUUUGUAUCGUUGCUGUAGACCAUUGAGGGCUAUAUUCCCGGGUGUAUUAUGAUGAGCCAGAACUCAAAGACGUACUCGGUAUAAUUACGUACCGUCUGCUAGGUUUCACAUCAAUGAACUCGUUCUUCCGUUCGUAUAUCACUGAACGUCUGGUUUCUCUAGGCUCGGCACUGGGUACUACCGAUUCUGUUUCCUCGCUGUGAAUUUAAUAAAAGUGACCUUCAGACUCA
Molecule: messenger RNA, 3602 nt
Organism: Gadus morhua (Atlantic cod)
Lineage: Eukaryota; Metazoa; Chordata; Actinopteri; Gadiformes; Gadidae
Product: multiple PDZ domain protein
Exons: 18
Coding region: 328-2526 (732 amino acids)
Molecular function (GO): protein binding
Source: RefSeq, a predicted model, not a curated record